Cynoglossus semilaevis (tongue sole) is the source of this 4867-nucleotide messenger RNA. RefSeq names its product mitogen-activated protein kinase kinase kinase 12-like. The transcript is spliced from 14 exons. Gene Ontology annotation, molecular function: ATP binding; MAP kinase kinase kinase activity. The coding region runs from base 430 to 3258 and encodes 942 amino acids. NCBI's taxonomy places the organism in Eukaryota, Metazoa, Chordata, Actinopteri, Pleuronectiformes, Cynoglossidae. Gene Ontology annotation, biological process: JNK cascade; protein autophosphorylation. The record is from RefSeq and is a predicted model, not a curated record. Gene Ontology annotation, cellular component: cytoplasm.
CGGAGCUCGGAGCGACUGCCUCCCUCCCUCCAUCCUCAGCAUCACCCUCUGCCUUGCCUCCCACCAGUGUUUACUAUAGGUGAGAUGGCUGUAUAAAUUCCUGAGUGUGCGCAGAACGCGUCCUGUUGAGGAGAAUGGCAAAGAAGGAGCAGGAGAGGGAGAAGAGGGAGGAAUAAGGAACGGAGCUGAGCUGAGUGUUUACAGUCCACGGGGGGGGAACGCACACGGACGCGCGGAAACCACUGGAAACGGGGAGAGGCGGAAGAACGAAGGAGGAAGAGAGAGAGAGAGAGAGAGAGAGAAAAAAGAGCAAAUAUUGCCAGUUAAUUUGAGAAUAAAACCUCGAGCUCUGUCGGAAUAAGGCUUGGCGCUGUUCAGGGAUGGAAUAAAGCUGUGGACACGGAGUUGUUCAGAUGACUGCAGUCCCUCAUGGCGCUCAUUCAUGAACCUCGUGCCCCCUCUCCUUCCCUCUCCGGCUUUAACAGCCCACUCUCUGAUCCUCCGUCUUUUCGGCGUCUCGAUGUAGAAACUCCCUGCACGCCGGAAAUGGACUUGACCCCGACCCAGUGUGUCCUUCGCAAUGUUUUGUCUAUAGAAACCGGGGGCGACGUCGAGCCCCGGACCGCAGGAGGAGACGGCCAGACCCCCAGGCACAACCAGACGCCGGGCGACGAACAACAGGAGCACUUCGCCAACAGCGUCCUGAAGCUCCACGAACACGAUGGGACUCCCGGACGGACAGAGGGCGAGGGACAGGAGCCGGACGGCGGCACGGUCAGAGGUCAGGUGUGCGACGCCAGGUUGCAGUGCCAGUCUCCGGGAGGAGGCGGGGGCUUCCUGGAGGGGCUGUUUGGAUGUCUGCGGCCCGUCUGGACUAUGAUCGGCAAAGCCUACUCCACGGAGCACAAGCACGACCUGGACGAGGCCUGGGAGGUGCCGUUCGAGGAGAUUUCGGACCUGCAGUGGGUGGGCAGCGGCGCUCAGGGCGCCGUCUUCCUGGGUAAACUGCACGGACAGGAAGUGGCGGUUAAGAAAGUGCGAAACAUCAAAGAGACGGACAUCAAGCACUUGCGCAAGCUGAAGCAUCCCAACAUCAUCACCUUCAAGGGUAUUUGCACCCAGGCGCCGUGUUACUGCAUCAUCAUGGAGUACUGCGCCCAGGGGCAGUUGUACGAGGUCCUGAGAGCAGGCAGGAAGAUCACGCCCUCCCUUCUUAUGGACUGGGCCAUGGGCAUCGCCGGGGGCAUGAACUAUCUUCACCUUCACAAGAUCAUCCACAGAGACCUCAAGUCACCAAACAUGUUGAUCACCUACGACGAUUCCGUGAAGAUCUCUGAUUUCGGGACGUCCAAAGAGCUCAGUGACAAGAGCACCAAGAUGUCGUUCGCGGGUACGGUGGCCUGGAUGGCUCCUGAGGUCAUUCGCAACGAGCCCGUUUCAGAGAAGGUGGACAUUUGGUCCUUCGGUGUUGUGAUGUGGGAGAUGCUGACGGGGGAAGUACCCUACAAAGAUGUGGACUCCUCUGCCAUCAUCUGGGGAGUGGGCAACAACAGUCUACAACUGCCCGUACCUGAAGGCUGUCCAGACAGCUUCAAGCUCCUCCUGAGACAGUGCUGGAACUGCAAGCCCAGAAACAGGCCGUCGUUUCGACAGAUCCUCCUGCAUCUGGACAUCGCCUCGGCCGACAUGCUGUCCACGCCGCAGGAAACUUACUUUCAGUCUCAGGUGGAGUGGAGGGACGAGGUGAGGCACCACUUUGAAAAGAUCAAGUCUGAGGGCACGUGUCUCCACAGACUGGACGAGGAACUGAUCAAACGACGCAGAGAAGAACUCAGACACGCACUGGACAUCCGGGAGCACUACGAGCGCAAACUGGAACGAGCCAACAAUCUGUACAUGGAGCUUAAUGCCAUCAUGCUGCAGCUGGAGAUUAAAGAGAAAGAACUGCACAAGAGGGAACAGUCGCUGGACAAGAAAUACCCGGGCGUCUUCAAGCACCACAGCUCCAGACAGUCGGCCUCGUCCAACUCCAUGGAGAAACUAAUGAAGAAGCGCAACGUACCUCAGAAGCUGCCGUCGCACAGUAAGAGACCGGACCUAUUAAAGUCCGAAGUCAUCCUUCCCAAACUGGACUCUUCCAUGACCCAGGUCACCAUCCCCAACAAAGGCUCUACCUCGCCUGGCCGCUCCCGUCGAGGAAAACCCCGCUACAGGAAGGCUGGAAAAGGCAGCAGUGGGGAUUUGGCUCAACUCAAGGCCACUCUCUCCUCGUCUUUAGCAAUGGUCAACGUCACGUCAUCGGUUCCCAGCAGCAAGAACCACCUGGACCCCAGCGCGGCCCUGAGAGGCCUGCAGCAUGACCUGCUGCUAAAGAAGAUGUCCUCCUCCAGCCCCGAUCUCAUAUCUACCACCCUGGAAGCUGAGGGCAGGAGGAAGGGGCAGGUGAGGGCCGGCCUGGACAGGGCGGGCAGUCAGAGCGCCUCGGCCGGGCUGGAGGAAAGCGUAAGGACUGUAGGACCGGAGGAGGGGCCGGAUGUGGGUGUAGGGGCGGACGACCUAGCAGAGACACCUCCGCGCAGCGGAACGCCCAGCGAAGAUGCGGCUUCUAUACCGUUCUCCAGCAGCCCCGAUUCACCGUGUGGGAGAGGAGCCGCCGCCGGGAGGUCGUCGGUGCUCGGCAUCACCCGCGUCCCCAACGACAGCGAGGACAAGGAGGAAGGGACGGUGAUGACGCGCUCGCCCAGAAGUCAGCGUCUCACACCUGCAGCGCUGCUCUACAGGGCAGCCGUAACACGCAGCCAGAGACGAGGUCUGUCCUCAGAGGAGGAAGAGGGAGAAGUGGACAGCGAGGUGGAGCUGCCGAGAAGACGGCGUCCCAUGAGCAUGACCAAAUGUCAGUCGCUGUCAACGUUCAGCUCAGAAAACCUGUCCGUCUCAGACGGCGAGGAGGGAAACACCAGCGACCACUCCCACAGCGGCACGCCAGACGUGGUCAGCACCAACACGGACGAGCGUCUGGACGACAAGAGCGACGACCUGCUGUCUCAGGGUUCAGAGAUUCCCGCCGACCCGUCUGACCCGACCCAGCUGUGCUCCGACGGGCUGUCCGAGAAGGAGGCCAUCCUUCGACAAGUCAAGAGCCAGCUGGCUUCAAACGAUCACAAUUACGGGGGACUUUACGAUGAUUCAGACUGUGACAGCACCGAGCUUGACCACUCGUGCAGCGCCGAGCCAAGCCAGCCCCCAACCAACUGGUGAAAAAGCAACACCUCGGGCCCACUCAAGGGUCUGGGUUCUCAAUGCUUUUGCUCACUUCCACAAGAUGUCAGAGAGCAGCGAGGCCGAAUCAGGGAGAUGGGAGUCAGGAAGGAAGGAAGGAAGGAAAGAUCUCACACGGUACAGAACAAACGCCCAGCUGAUGGAGAAGCUUCGUCCAUCCUUUCCACUGCGACUGCCCCGAGUACCGAAAACACCGUUAAACACCUCAGCUGCAGGGGCCUGACUCAAAGGUCAUCAACACAAACGUUUUUUUUUUCAUUUCAUUUUCCACCUUAAUUUAUGUUACUUUGUUUUAUUUAUUUACGUGUCAUGUCUUUAAUGCCCCAGCAGGGGCUUCAUUCUGAAAAAAUGCACUUAAUUCUUUUUUUUAUAUAUAUAUAUCGUCCUAAUUCCUCAAGACCCUCGUGUCACAUCCGCGAGAGAUCGUUUUUUUUGCACUAAUUUAUUUAUUCAAAGCAAAUCCAAAUGACUUUUUUCGAAAAAGAACAAGGUUUACAUUUUCACCUAUCGUUUAUAUAUAUAUAUCUUUUUUUUUUAUUCGUACUCGUGACUCGAUUAUGUUUGCCAUUUUCUACAUCCGCAUUUUAAUAUUGAUGUAAAUAUGCAACGCUGUACAAUGAACAAAUUUUUUUAAACGAUGUGAGAUUGUUACAUUUAAAAGGUGCUGACAUUUCUAAGUAGGUGAAGCUAUUCUAUUCCAAUGAAAAAGACAUACGGUUGUAGAAUGUACUGUAGCUGCUGUUCAUGUUCAUGAGCAUCUAAACAGAGAGAGAGGGAGAGAGAGAGAGAGAGAGGGAAGAAACAACAGAACGUUUAAAAAAAAAAGCAAUAUGUCUGCUUGGUUGGAGAGCGAUGUCAUAUCACAGGUCAAAGUGAUCUGCACUUGAGUUCGUUAAGGCAGACAGGCUUUUGUUGUUGGUAAUAUUAUUGCAGUGUUAAUUGUAUUAAAACACAAUAUGAGUUUGUUUUCUAAGCAUCUUGGCCACUGGGUAUGUACUAUGAACAACAUUGUUUUUUUUGGGUUUUUUUUUUUCUAUUUCUGACUCUGAUUGACAUUCCAAGCGUACAAUAGAAAAGCUACCAAAGGAAGUGAAGACAUUGAAUGGUAUUUGUAAUACACGGACACGAGCACAGAACAGGAAAAAUUCCAGUAUCAUAUGUAGCCUCAGAAAACAGUCAUGUCGCCAUGUCCUCUCUUCAAAUCCUUGCCCAAGAUAAAGAACUUUAUUUUUCAAUUUUAUAAAGAUGUCCAACAAUUACCUUACAUUUACUAUGUAAUGAACAGGUCAACAAUCCAUAAGCUAAAUCAAUGGCAGCUUAUUUUCUUUCACCCCCCUCACCCCCUAAGAUCAAAUGCUAAAAAAUCCGUUCACUGGUAAAGUGUUGCCAAAAAGCAUAAACACUGCCCUCUAGUGUCUUGAAGGCAGGUGUUCCCGAUCCCCAUGAUGCUUAUUGAGAAACAACCCAGUAUGUGAAAUGUUUGCAUUUUAUACUGCAUUAUUGUAAUUGUAUAAUAAAUAUAUUUCAAACGGUGUAAAAAAAAAAAAAAAAAAAAGGAAGAACAAUAAAUCCAUUCCUGGAAAAACAA